Molecule: messenger RNA, 849 nt
Organism: Ostertagia ostertagi
Lineage: Eukaryota; Metazoa; Nematoda; Chromadorea; Rhabditida; Trichostrongylidae
Source: the annotation of a GenBank genome assembly
AUGGAGCAAGACAGAAACAAUUCAACGUUGGAGACCUUGUGUGGACUAAGGACUAUCGUUCCGCAAACGCCGGGUCAAGUACUACAGCGGCACGGAAACAGGCUCUACGACAUAUCAGUCGAUGGACAGAUCUGGAAGAGACAUGCUAAUCAGUUACGUUUACGCGUUAGCAAUGAUCCAUGUUUUCCAGAAUCAACGUCAGAACUCGCCGAGCUGCCGCUACUGCCAAGGUCAAUGCCAGCCCAUAUGACAGAAGAAGGUCAACGCAAUCCACUGCUGCGGUCGGACCACAAGUCAAAACAACGGACAGUCCCACAACAACGACGACUACUUUCUGCGACCCAAGGAAUUGCAGGACAACGCCAAGCCAGAUCACGACGCGCGCCGGAGCGAUUGAUGGUCGACCCUAAGAGAAAAGACGAGUUUGACGUUGCGCCACCAGUCGCAGAGCAGUUUGUUCGACGCGGUAACUGUCUCUGCACAGCAUUGCGAGCUAUUUCGUUCGAAAUGCUAGUGAGUGUGGAGCAGGGAAACUUUGAAGGGCGCCGCGUGUUCGCCCCAGAGGCGAAAGCCGUCAUAGCCCAUGUGAAGCAGUUCUUCGCAGCAGGCUUAAAGAACAUCUCGGGACCGUGGAACCGUUUUCGUUUCAGUCACAGCGAUAACUGCCACGGCGUGCGGCACCUAGUCAAAGACAUACCAGGGAACUGGUAUGACGCUAUGACAUGGAUCGGAGGAAAAUAUGACUGGAUGGUGGAUGACUGGUUUUGGGUGGACGGAGCACCGUUCAGCUAUACAAACUGGAGAUGGAAUGAGCCGAAUAACUACUCAGGCGACGAGUAUUGCGUGGAG